AUGACAAAAUCGAAAUUCGAAAUUCCGAGUUUGACGUUCACACUUCACACAUUUGACAAACUGACAUUUGCAUAAAGUUUAUUUAUUUAAAUUUUUAUUAAUUAACAUCAAACCGUAUUUACAAACAACGAUAGAAAUCAAAUAGAUCUGUCAUGCCUUUGUCGUACGACACUAUAGUAGUGGGGCUGGGUGCAGCGGGGGCCACCGCUGCGGCGACGUUGGCGCGCGCUGGGCGACGCGUGCUGGCGUUGGAGGCGCAAGACAGGGUCGGUGGACGAGUUAAGACUGUGCCCUUCGGUGACGGAGUUGUGGAGGUCGGUGCUGAAUGGAUCCAUGGCACUGACAACAGUAGAGUCUACGAUAUAGCUGUGAAGAACAACAUAUCUCUGGUACCCCAGGAACUGACCAUGAAUGUGUUCAAAUCCAAUGGCGAAGUCGGUGAAAGUGAUCUAGUCAACGAACUGCUUAUGUUCUGUCUGGGGGUCGUAGAGCACCCCCCCAAAGACCCUGAACCUUUGGGAAGUUUCAUCACUAGAAGAGUAAAGGAGUAUUUAAAAGAAAAGCAUCCAGAGGUGUUGAACGACAAAGAUUUUGUGGACGAAUUCCUCGAGUUCAUGAACUUGGUCAUCAAUAACUAUGAGGCCACCAAUGACUGGAACGAUUGCAGCGCACAAACUAACUACACCGAGUUACCCGGACACCAGCAUGUUAGCUGGCAUAGAUAUGGAUACAAGACGUUCUUUGAUAUACUGUUGAACACGUAUAACAACGGUCCGGGCUGGCCGACAUUGGACAUCAAACUGAACGUGGUAGUAGUACAGAUAAUAUGGCCGAAAGACUGCACCGGACAAGUGAAGGUAGUCAGCAAAAAUGGCGACACGUUCACAGCGGACAACGUAAUAGUGACAGUGUCGCUUGGAGUGUUGAAGGAGAAACACGCAGAUAUAUUCUACCCCCCAUUACCGCAAGACAAAGUGGAAUCCAUUGAAAGGAUACCCAUGGGUUUGAUGGGUAAAAUUAUUGUCAGUUUCGAAAACCCCUGGUUACCCAGCGGUGUGUUUUACGGGUUUCUGUGGAGGGGGGUCGAUAAGGCGGGGGUCAGUGACGAAGAUUAUUGGACGACCAGGAUUUUUGGAUGCAGCACUCCUAUGGGUUCUAAAACUGCAUUAACAUUUUGGACUAGCGGGGAUGUUGGGAAAAUGGUAGAAACUUUACCAGAAGAUGUAGUCAAAAGGAAAGUUAUGGAAUUGUUGCGAAAAUUCAUGGGAAAGGCGAACAUACCGGAGCCGAUUGGGAUAAUUAAGUCGAGUUGGUACUCCAACCCUUAUACUAGGGGCAGUUACACGUACGACAACCUGCUGGUCACCCAGUACCCGAACGCGCGCGCGACCCUUGCGGAACCCUUGCGAGACGUCGCGGGAACCCUCAGGGUACUAUUCGCGGGUGAAGCCACAGACUCUACAUACUUCUCCACAGUGCACGGAGCGAGCGACUCCGGUUACAGGGAGGCUAUGAGACUACUGCCCAGUAGUAAGAUAUAGGAAGAAUGUAAAAUUGGUGUGUUCAUAUUAUUUUUACCAUAAUAUCAUAUAGUUUUUAUUUUUACCCGACUGCAAGAAGGGUUAUGUUUUUCGCGCGUAUCUUGUAUGUAUGUUUGUAUGUAUGUAAUAUUCUUUAUUACCUCAUAUCUUCUAAACCACUAAACGGAUUUACGUAAUUAGGAUAUCGUUAGAUUUGUCUCAAUAACCGAAGUGUUCUUAGAUAGGUGAAACUAAAAAAAAAAUAACAAGAUGACUGUGAGACGCUAUAGACUCGAGGUGAAUUUUUUUUUUUUUUUUCUAAUAUUGCAAUAUGGUUAUCAAAUUCAAGAGCUUUUUGUGAGGAUUCUAAAAUGGUAUAUCACGGCCAUGUUUAAAAAAGCUACAAUUAAAAAAACAUUAUUUAUUAGUUGUCUAUAAGUACAAAAUACGCGAAGCGGAUGACUAUGAAUAAAUUAAUUAAACAAAUAAGAAAACCCGACUGCAUAAAGUAUAAAAAAACUAAAAAGAAAAAAACAAGCUCAGUCUAGAAGUGUAGAAAGCAAUUAGAAAACAGUCGGGACCUUAGAUAUUAGAUAGAAUUAUUUUCUUCUACAUUAUUUAAUAGGUCCCGACAUUUUCUUUUUGGAACGCAGUUCUAGGCUAGACGGAAAAAAUUAAGACCAAAAAUUGUAACGACACUUUACCUGCGUAAGAAGGUAAUAAGGUACCGUAUACAAGUGAGAGCUGCCUCAUCCAGUUACUAAUAAUUAACAUAAUCAUUAUGUAUAUAUGUAAAGUUUGUAUAAUGUUUGUACACUUUUUAAUAAAGCAAUAUCAUUUAUUA
Messenger RNA from Bicyclus anynana (squinting bush brown), 2364 nucleotides. RefSeq lists its product as uncharacterized. NCBI's taxonomy places the organism in Eukaryota, Metazoa, Arthropoda, Insecta, Lepidoptera, Nymphalidae. Gene Ontology annotation, molecular function: polyamine oxidase activity. The transcript is spliced from 9 exons. The coding region runs from base 153 to 1541 and encodes 462 amino acids. The record is from RefSeq and is a predicted model, not a curated record.